Acanthosepion pharaonis is the source of this 1023-nucleotide messenger RNA. The record is from the annotation of a GenBank genome assembly. Lineage: Eukaryota; Metazoa; Mollusca; Cephalopoda; Sepiida; Sepiidae.
AUGGAACUAAUAUCACCAGUCUACAUCGCUUUUUCUCUUUCUCACUAUCACUCUCUCUUUCUCUCCCUACGCAAUAAGGACGGAAGAACUUAUUCGAUAAAAGUUUUCAUCUUCUUUCUACUUCUCGCCCUCUCUCCCUCUCUCUCUCUCUCUCUCUCUCUUUCCUAUCUACUUUGUACGCCGCAUAUCUAUCUAUCUAUCUAUUUUCUAUCUAUCUCCAGUUUGUUUAUAAUCCAUCUAUCUAUCUAUCUAUCUAUCUAUCUAUCUAUCUAUCUAUCUCAAUUUGUUUAUAAUCUAUCUAUCUAUCUAUCUAUCUAUCUAUCUAUCUAUCUAUCUAUCUAUCUCAGUUUGUUUUAUUUUAUCUAUCUAUCUAUCUAUCUAUCUAUCUAUCUAUCUAUCUAUCUAUCUCAAUUUGUUUAUAAUCUAUCUAUCUAUCUAUCUAUCUAUCUAUCUAUCUCAGUUUGUUUAUAUUCUAUCUAUCUAUCUAUCUAUCUAUCUAUCUCAGUUUUUUGUUUAUAUUCUAUCUAUCUAUCUAUCUAUCUAUCUCAGUUUGUUUAUAAUCUAUCUAUCUAUCUAUCUAUCUAUCUCAGUUUGUUUAUAAUCUAUCUAUCUAUCUAUCUAUCUAUCUAUCUAUCUCAUUUGUUUAUAUUCUAUCUAUCUAUCUAUCUAUCUAUCUAUCUCAGUUUGUUUAUAAUCUAUCUAUCUAUCUAUCUAUCUAUCUAUCUAUCUCAGUUUGUUUAUCUAUCUAUCUCAUUUAUUUAUCUAUCUAUCUAUCUCAGUUUUUAUAUAAUCUAUCUAUCUAUCUAUCUAUCUAUCUAUCUAUCUACUUUGUGGAUCCCUUUUAUGUCAUUUACUUUCUCACUCUGUUCUCUCCCUGUCACGAUUAUUUACUUUCUUACACCACUUUCUCGUCCUCCCGCUUAUUUAAUUUUCUUCCUAUUUCUCUCUCACCAUCUUUCUCUCUUUUCUAUUUACUUAGUCAUAAUUCCCUGCUUUCAUUUUCUAUCAAGUACCAUUUCAUAG